GAAGAUAAAAACGAGGUAUAUGCAAAAUAUAACUUGAAUUCGUCAGUAUAUUUACGGUAUAUUUUGGUAUAUUUCUGAAGGUCUGGGUCACACUGAUCACAAUAUCACAAUAAUAAUGCAGGGGGAUUGCUAGGGCAGUUACGAUGUCGCAAACGAUGAGGCACACACCAUAGAAAAAAAAUUAAGCUAAGCAGAAAACACAACAACACUACCAAGAACAGCAACAACACAGCGGAGUUAUUUUCGGCCCCAAAUCAGAGAUUGCGGAAGCCACGGCCCGGACAAGACACGGAAGUUACUCUUAACAGUCGACCCCUCUCGCAAGACCAGACCCUGAGGAGUCAUGGCCGCGGUGCUGCCCGAGAACGCAGCCGAUCCAAUCGCCGUUGCCAAUGAAAUCAAUAACAUCAACGGGAACCCGAAUGGAAAUGGGAACGCCAACGCGCGUAAUCGCGGCCUAGGGGGCGGCGCUGGACAGAACAAUAUGAUGAACAUGCGGGAUAGGCUAUUCCAUGCGAUCUACUUUCGGGCGGCGGCCGCCUAUGCGGAGUUGGUGCCAAGGAAGGUUCAGCUAACCAUCGAGUUCUUGCUGCUGGCCAAAGCACUGGUGUUUUUUUUCACCCUCGUCUAUGUGCACAAUGCCUUCAUCAAGAAUCCAUGCACCUGUCUGCAGGAGGUGCAGAACUGGCCGCGAGAAGGUGUCAUUAGAGUGGAGAUUAUUCCCCACCUGGCGGAAAAACGAGCCAUUUGGCAGAGUAUCAAGCAAGAUCAGCAGGUUGUGCGUUCCCUAAAAGAUUCAUAUUACUAUGACGUGGGCCCUCAGACUCUGGAUAACUACAAUAGACUAAAACGCUAUGAGGCGAUCCUGCGCAAGCUGGGCUUGCCUGUUCGCCCAACCGUUGCCUACAGCAACGAGACCCUGUACUACUACUUCGAUGCCAUCAACAUACUGGACACCUACGAUCACCCCAAUGCCAUACAGCUCAAGAACGAAGACGAUGAUGAUGAGCAAUACAUUGUCGAGUAUUCGCUGGAAUAUGGACACCUGCGCCUCUCAUCGGCCACCCGCAAGCGGCUGCAAAUACCUGUGCUCACAGUGCAAUUAGAUCCCAAUACGAACGAGUGUUUCGGUGAUAAAUUAACACGUUACCUGCUCAAGCGUCUGCUAGGCUACGAUGACCUACUGAUGGCGUCGGUGCGCACCAUAGCGGAAAAGGAGGAGAACAAGGGCUAUUUGCGUAAUGUGAUCACGGGCGAGCACUAUCGUUUUGUGUCCAUGUGGUGGGCUGCCUGGAGCAGCUAUCCGGCUGCCUUUUCUGUGAUGUUGCUGUUUACGUUCUCCGUUUCCAUGCUUCUUCGGUACUCGCAUCAUCAGAUCUUUGUCUUUAUAGUGGAUCUGCUGCAAAUGCUGGAGUACAAUGUCUCUGCUAGGUUUCCCAUUGCUCCGCUGCUGACCGUUAUCCUGGCGCUCGUAGGAAUGGAGGCCAUCAUGUCGGAGUUCUUUAAUGACACUACAACGGCCUUUUACAUCAUACUGAUUGUGUGGAUAGCGGAUCAAUACGACGCCAUAUGCUGUCACACCAGCAUCACCAAGCGCCAUUGGCUCAGGUUCUUCUAUCUAUACCAUUUUGCAUUCUAUGCGUAUCACUACCGCUUCAGUGGACAGUACAGGACCCUGGCCCUGCUCUCCUCGUACCUCUUCAUUCAGCACUCGAUGGUGUUCUUCUUCCACCGGUAUGAGCUGCCUGCCAUCAUGGCACAGCAUCAGGUCUUCAUCGUCACACGCAACCAGUUGAACCCGGGGGCCGCUGCCGGAGGAGCAGCAGCACGAGGAGCGGCAGCAGCCAGAGUCGUGCCUGUACCCGUGGAGCAGCAGGCGGCCUUCCAACGUGUUAUCCACAUUAUGAAUCGUCUUUUCAGCCAACUGGGGGCUCAGCGUCAGCAACGUCAGCUGCAGCAGCCAAGACCCGACGAGCCCCAGAGGCCGCCAGCGGGGGCGGGGGCGGGUGCCAACAACGGUACGGCUGCCGUGGCCGUUGCCCUGGCCAAUUUAAGGCGUCUGCCCUUGGUGGGGCAGUUAUUGCAGCGUCGCGACCAGUUUCCCACCGUACGGCGGGUGUUUCUUGGCCACGGCGGCAAUGGCCGCAUGAUGCAUGUCCUCUUGCAGCGCGUUAAUAUGGCUGACAUACCCGAAUUGCGCAAUCGGGUGGCAGCAAUGGCCGUGGCCGCUGCCGCCGCCGCAAGCCAGAGGGCAGCAGCAGCCGCAGAAGCGGACGGUGGACAGGCAGGAGAGACAACCAACAGCAGUACUCCAGCAGCAGGAGUCGGAGCAGGAGCAGCAGCAGGAGCAACAACCUCCAUUGCGGCCGAUACAACAUCCACAGCCGCAGAUGUCGAAGCAAAUCAGGGACGCAAGGAGCCGUCAAGAGGCAUAAAUGAUGCAGCAGCCCCAUCGGAAGCCAAGGCAGUCCAAGGCAACGACAAGCAGGAGCAGGAGCAGCAGCAGGAGGGGGAAUCGAAAAUGGAGGCGCCACAGGAACAGGAUGAAGCUGAAACUGGAGAGGGCGGACAAAAGCCAGGCGUAUCCAAGAUGCUGGAAAAUCCAAAUUCCGUUGCGGCGGAUAUUAUAUAUGUGUCGGAUAAAACUACUGCGAAGCCAGUAGUGGGAGUGGCUGCCACUCAACAACCAAAUCAGCAGCUAACGACCCGAACAGGAACCGGGACCGAGACCGGGAUAGAAACCCACAUCCAUGUCCAAUCGCUAUCCCAAUCCCAAUCCCAGUCCCAGCCAAAGGCAAAGCAAUUAGAAAAUAAUUUGCCAGAGUUUCUGAAAGCAGAGGGGGGACUGACAGCAGCGGCAUCAGGUGAAAAGCAAAGCUGUCCACUGGAAGCUUAUGCCAUUAUGAAUGACCAGCAGGAGAAUAACAAGCCGGACGAGGCCGCGACAGGAGCUGAAGUAGCAACAACAUCAGCAGCUGCCACGUCAAAACAAUCUACAGACGAUGGGGCUGGAGGAGCAGCAGGAGCAGCAGCAGCCUGGCCAAUGAUGGAUGACAGGCAAACAGUUGAUUUUAUAGAAGACGACAGGCCAACAUCAACAGCAAAUUGCCAACUCAAUGCUGGCCCAGGCCACAAGGCACAAAGAGAGGAGCAACAGGAGCAACAGGAGCAGCAGAAGCAGAAGGAGCACCAACAGCUAAUGAAAACUCCACCACAUACAUCAAACCAAGUGACAACAGCAGCAACAUCAGCCGCAACAUCAGAAUAAGCAACGCAUUAAUGGCCAGGCCCUAACGUCCUCCCAUGGCCCUGGGCCAUCCCACAGUCAAGCACCACCUCUGCCCCUGAUCUUCCCCUUCCCCUGACAUAACUAACCGCAUAACAAGAUGUUAUACAUAAAAGAACUAGUAAAUUUUUAGAUAAUUUGUCUGGUGUACUUAUGUCUGGAGAUCAGCCACGACUCACUGCCCACCCGCCCCUGCCCAUUCUGUAUCUGUGAGUGCUGGAGCGUGUGUGUGAGUGGGAGUGGGUGGGUGGCUGAAUGUUGAUUGGUUGUCUGAGAGGUGGGUGCUAGAGCGUGUGUGAACUAGACAGAACUCAAAGGUUGAAAGCUGCGUGGACUGCAGCGACUGCAGACGAACUGUGUUAUGUUAGUUAAGGAGAGGGGAAGGAGGGCAGAGGGAUGUUGGGAAAGUUGUUUGCUUUUUAAUUAGGCCAAUAAAAAGGGUUUCCGAACCCACAAAUACAUAUUUACACGUACGCAUAUAUACACAAGCACCUACACACACACACAAACACACACGCAAGCUAGUCGCUUUAUAAUCUUCAACCGCCAACCUUCUGCCGGCUGCUUUAUUGAGAAAAAUUCGCGGGCAAUUUUUAAUUAAUUUUUCGCUCCCAACCUCCCAGCGAAUCUAGGGAUCCCAGGGUCCAGCCAGGCCGCACCGCAUGCCCCAAUAGACGGAGGGACGGACGGAUUCCGGCCCCUGAUGCUUGGUUUGAGCACUUUUUUGCCUGAAUUUCAUUAAAUGCCAAGAAUUGUCAUUU
This is a messenger RNA of Drosophila pseudoobscura, 4047 nucleotides long. RefSeq lists its product as uncharacterized. The transcript is spliced from 14 exons. Gene Ontology annotation, biological process: response to endoplasmic reticulum stress; positive regulation of ERAD pathway. The record is from RefSeq and is a predicted model, not a curated record. Bases 344 to 3268 code for a protein of 974 amino acids. Lineage: Eukaryota; Metazoa; Arthropoda; Insecta; Diptera; Drosophilidae. Gene Ontology annotation, cellular component: endoplasmic reticulum.